This is a messenger RNA of Vespa crabro (European hornet), 906 nucleotides long. It is a transcript of the gene Fdx2, whose product is annotated as adrenodoxin-like protein 2, mitochondrial. Gene Ontology annotation, biological process: P450-containing electron transport chain; positive regulation of oxidoreductase activity. NCBI's taxonomy places the organism in Eukaryota, Metazoa, Arthropoda, Insecta, Hymenoptera, Vespidae. The record is from RefSeq and is a predicted model, not a curated record. Gene Ontology annotation, molecular function: 2 iron, 2 sulfur cluster binding. Gene Ontology annotation, cellular component: mitochondrion. The transcript is spliced from 4 exons. Bases 235 to 735 code for a protein of 166 amino acids.
UUGCGUAUUGCAGUAAUCUGUGAUAUGUCAUGAACGAUGGUGGGGUGUUUCAUAACCUUGUCGACGUAUUCGUUGUGUCUUUAAUAGACAGUAUGACUGAAAUUAUCUAUAGUUGCAAGUCAGGAACGUUAUAACGAAUUUAAAAAUAAUUUUAGAUCGAAUUGAUUGAAAUAUAAAAAGAAAAAAAAAAUAUAUAUAUAUAAUUUCGUUAAAGUUUUAUAAGUAAUCCAAGGAAUGGCGUUAGUACGUAAAUUUCAUCAAUUAUCAAAGUCAAUAUUAAUUUUAAAUUCAACGAGGUCCGUUCGUAAAUCUAUAAAAAAUAUUCCAAUAAUUUCAUUCGUACGAACGUCGUCGUCGUCGUCGUCGUCAACGUCUCAACCACUUUCAGAAAAACAAGAAGUAAGUAUAACGUUCGUUAGGGCCAGCGGUCAAAGGAUAAAGGCUAAAGGCAAAGUAGGAGAUACGAUUUUGGAUAUAGUCGUAAAUAAUGAAGUUGACUUGGAUGGUUAUGGUGCUUGCGAAGGUACAUUGACCUGUAGUACUUGUCAUUUAAUUUUUCCCAAGGAAGUGUAUGACAGUCUACCUGAUAAACCAACAGACGAAGAAUUAGAUAUGCUUGAUCUAGCAUAUGAUUUAACUGACACAUCCAGAUUAGGAUGUCAGAUAGUCAUGACAAAAGAAUUAGAUGGCAUUGAAGUGAAGGUCCCAGCUACGAUCAAUGAUGCACGAGCUUGAUGUUGUGGUUGAUUUCUAGUUCCAUUCUGUCCAUAUUAAGUAAACCAAUAUAAACGCCAAUAAUACCAAAUCUGGAUGGUCUUUAUAAAUAGUAAAACUAUAUCCAUAAUACUACAUUAAUACAAAUUAAUCCAAGCACAAAUGUAAUAUUAUGUAUAUACUGGCCAAAAA